This is a messenger RNA of Trematomus bernacchii (emerald rockcod), 1718 nucleotides long. It is a transcript of the gene brox, whose product is annotated as BRO1 domain and CAAX motif containing. The transcript is spliced from 13 exons. The coding region runs from base 127 to 1359 and encodes 410 amino acids. Lineage: Eukaryota; Metazoa; Chordata; Actinopteri; Perciformes; Nototheniidae. The record is from RefSeq and is a predicted model, not a curated record.
GAUUGGUCAGCGUCUUCUCCGUGUUUAUUUCCGGAAGUAAGUUGUUGUCAGUGUCAGACUUUCCACUAGGAUUAUCAAAUCUCACAUUUACAGCACCAGAACGUCAGGUGUGUCCUCAUCCACAGGAUGGCACAUUGGUUUCACAGGAACCCCCUGAAGGCAACAGCGCCUGUGUCCUUUAAUUUCUAUGGAGUGGCAGGAAGCCCCUCUGCCAAUAAGAUAUGCAAUGACCUGCGGACUAACAGGGCAAGACUGCUGGAGAUGUUCACUGAUGUCACCUGCAACCCUGAGAUCAUGAAAAAUGCCACAGAUGCAUACUUCUCCCUCCUCCAAGGCUUUAUCACAGCCCUGGAUGGAACAACACAGGAGAACAAGAUGAGAUUCAUUCAGAACUUCAGGUGGACUGACACCUUACAAGGAAACACACCAAGUGCCCAGCAGGAUGCAGUCUUUGAACUGGUCUCCAUGGCCUUCAAUGUAGCCCUGUGGUACACCAAGUUUGCCUCGAGACUAGCAGGGAAAGAAAACGUGACAGAGGCUGAAGCGAAAGAUGUUCACCGGAGCCUGAAAGUUGCUGCUGGCAUAUUCAAAACUCUCAAGGAGGUCCACAUCCCUCGUCUCAUCACCCCGGCUGAAAAGGGCAGAGACCUGGAGCCCAGAGCGAUGGAUGCAUACAUCAUCCAGUGUCAAGCAGAGGCACAAGAAGUGACAAUUGCCAGAGCAAUUGAACUGAAGCACAACGCAACACUCAUCGCAGCGCUGGCAUUUGAGACAGCAAACUUUUAUCAAAAAGCUGACCACACGUUGAACACCUUGGAGCCAGAAUGCAGUGGCAAAUGGAGGAAGUAUUUUGAGCUGAAGCAGCACUUCUACAUGGCUUAUGCUUAUUGCUAUAAUGGGCAGACGCUGCUGGCGAGUGACAAGUGCGGUGAGGCUAUAAGAUCCCUCCAGGAGGCAGAAAAGUGUUACUCCCGUGCUGAGGCGCUGUGCAAAGAGUACCGUCAGACCAAAGGGCCGGGCUCCACGGCCAAACCAUCAGAGCAGCUGUUCUUCCUCAAACUGGGCGGCCUCAUCAAAAACACUCUGGAGAAGUGCCAGAGAGAAAAUGGCUUCAUAUACUUCCACAAGGUCCCGGCCGAGGCCCCCGACCUGGAGUUGAAGGCCAGUUACGGCCUGGCUGAGCCAAUCGCCUUCGAGCUGCCGCCUCUCAGCGAGCAGUGCACUCCUGAAGUCUACGCCACCUUCGACCUGACCAAGGGAGCCAAAAAUGACAAGGCGAAACCCAAGGAGGCGGAGGUGAAGCCGGUGAAGGAGCCGGACCUGAAGCCUCAGAAGGACACCGGAUGCGUCAUCUCAUAAACUUUCCACACUUUCUAUUUUCAGCCUCAUGCUUUAAUACCAUCUAUUGUAAUGAUGGCAUCCAUAUUUCUAACCUCCAUAGGAAAAAUGUAUUUUUUUGUUAUAGAAAUCCAUGGUAGUUUACAUAUAGGCUAAAACAUCUGUAUUAUAUAUUUGACAGCCCAUUAUCCUUGCGUCUAAGCCAGAGACAUUCAUCAAGUAACAUUUAAAUCAAUAUUUCAGGUUAUUAGUAGCAAUUACAUCUUCUAGUAAAACAAACGUACAAAAAGGCCUUAUAAUUUAUAGCAGUCCUAUAAAUGGUGCCUUUGGCUGUGGGGCAAUUUCAACCUCUUAUAAAAGUGUCUGUUUUUAUUUUUAAA